Molecule: messenger RNA, 263 nt
Organism: Racocetra persica
Lineage: Eukaryota; Fungi; Glomeromycota; Glomeromycetes; Diversisporales; Gigasporaceae
Source: the annotation of a GenBank genome assembly
CAUCCAGUGAGUUUAAAAGAAUAUGCCAAGAUCAAACAAUCGCAGGAGAUCACCUAGCCAUAACUACUAAUCAAGAAACAGGAGUUGUGAAUUUAAAUACGAAGGAUGAUAUUAACAUCGGGUGUACAACUAAACUAGAAAAAAAUGAUAGCAUUACGAAUAAUAAGAUAACGAUCACGAUAAGAGAAAAUAUCAACAUGUCAUUUUCCCUAAAAUAUCUGAUAAGUUUCACCAAGGCAUCUAUAUUGUCUCAAUGGGUAAAG